UUGAUCUUGAUCUUUCAGCUUAUUUCAAGCUAGCAGUACCAUCGCCGAAAAUUAUGCAAGAGCCUCUCCAAAAAUUGAUUUUCUUCUUACUUAUGCUAUGGCCAACAUUAGCAGUUGCAACAGAAGAAUUUGUGGAUCAUUGGGAUACUUCACUUGGUGAAAGAGGAAAGAAUGAAACUCAUAGCUAUCUUAUGACAGAACCAAAGAACAUGGCAAAUAAAACAUGGAAUGAAUCAAAUGUUAUUAGAUACAAAAAGUAUUACCAUCACAAGCGUAAAGACUUUAGAACAGUGGCUGACAAUCAAAGUUUUGUACCUUUGGAUACAGCCAAUAACAUAAAAUUCAUCGAACAUAACAGCGGCAGAUCUGCCUCUGUGCAUAAUUCUUUGCUUAAAGCACAGAAAGAAUACCACAAUAUCACAAAAUAUAACUACUGGCUAGGAUAUGUUAAGCGAAACGAUAAACAUUCCAAUCAGUAUCAAAGAGCAUGGCCUCUUCCAAACUUGAAAACUAAUACAUCCAUAUUGCAAUCAGAUGAACUGAAAGUGCUUCCGUUUAGUUCUUUGCAAAAUUAUUUAGAGAUGUCAAACCAAACUGUCGAAAUCAACGUACAAAAUUUGCCUUCUGAAGACUCACCUAAUAACACUGUUCCCGUUUGUGAAAACAGUAUAUCUCCUUGCAAUGAAACCACAGGCAAAGACAUUGAAAAUGGCACAUUCUACUCAAGACGGCGUUCUGAAAAAAGCCACAUAGAUGAAUCAAUGGAGACUGGUGUAAGUCGAGGCUACCAGAAUGGGGGAAUGGGUGGAGGUGGACAACCAAUUCUUCUCAUUAAAGAUAAAGGUGAUAAUGGGGCAGAAAUGGCAAAUGGCGGAAUGAAUGGCAAAGAUAGUGUAGGGCCCUUAAUCAUGAUGCUCACUCCCUUAAUAAUGAUGUGUAUAAUGAUUCCUAUGAUGAUGAGCAUAAUGGGAGGGAUGAUGAGCUUUAUGAAAAAUAUGGCAGGAAUGAUGAUGAUGAUGACUUGGCCGCCAGGUGGUCCAGGUCUACCGCAAGCUAUGCUUAAUAAGCAUAGGAAAACAGACGAAGAUGAUCUGUCACGCGGUAGAGUUUUUAUCAGCUCAUUGAUUCUUGAAUUAGCUGAGAAACUAGAAGCAGCAAUUAGUAAAUAUGAAAACUAAAAAUCUAUUAGUAUUCAUGCAUAUAAAUUCCUCAAAA
This is a messenger RNA of Stegodyphus dumicola, 1215 nucleotides long. RefSeq lists its product as uncharacterized. The record is from RefSeq and is a predicted model, not a curated record. NCBI's taxonomy places the organism in Eukaryota, Metazoa, Arthropoda, Arachnida, Araneae, Eresidae.